UCGCACUUCAUUGUUUAUCAACACCAAUUUGAAAUUCGAUAACCGUGAACCCGGUAAAACUAAUCGAUAUUAUGAAUUCUUAAAUUGUUUCUUUUACAUUUUAUUUUUUAUUUUCGAAACUGUUCUUAGCUAACAGUAACACAUCAUACCAUGUCUUGACUGUCUGUUAUCAUGUUGCCUGAAGUGGAUGGAAUUGAAUUGCUGUAUAAACGAUUUUUUCAAGAAGCCCAAGAAGUAUCUAAGAAACCAAUCAAUAAAAAAAAUGUCCAAAAAAUUAAAAAGGGCUCAAAAGUUUAUAAACAUUUACAGCAAGAUGGUGGAUGGACAAUGUAUCUUUCUGAAAAUGCAUCGUCUUUUGCAGUUCUGUCAGCAGCUCGUUAUGCUGUGUUUGACAGAUAUGCUAAAAAAUCUGAUGAAGCAUACUGGAUGUCUUCAUCAGCUCCAAUAUGUCUUGCUAAGACUCUACAAUCAUUCGGGAAUGCACCAAAUGUGUCUUCAGAAAUAUUAAUUCCUAAAGUUGUUGGUAUUGGACUGCGCAGUGUAUUUGAAUUAAUAAAAGAAAGUAGGACUUCAUCUCCUGAUAUUUGUACAAAAGCUUUAAUGGCAUUAUUGGAUAUUAUUCAAUAUCAGUCACCUGAAGCUUUAAAAGACGAGCCUUUUGAAGUCAUAGAUCCAUUGUAUGAGUUAUUAUUAGACUUAGCUAUUGGAAACUAUGAUAAUAGUACUUAUAAUUUUAAAGCAGUAGCAUGUUCCUGUCUUAUAAGUUUAGUAAUUGUUCGAGGAGAUACCGGUAAAAUUUUAAACACACUUACAACAUUGAUUAUGUGUCCUCCAGAUUCUUCUCCUAAAAAAAUUAUUUUGCCAAAAGUAUUAACCAAUUUACAAAAAUGUGUUCGUGUUAUUACACAUGGUGACUAUGAGAUACCUGACUGGAUUAAUUAUGGAAUACCAAAAUCAUCUGAAAUAGUUACUUUGAAUUUAAAUUAUCUUAAAAGUAUUAAAGGUUUAGCUUCUGAUGGAGAUUAUUUAUACAUUUAUUCAGAGUACGGUUUUCACAAAAUAGGAACUGGAUUUGGUGGGACAGUAAGUGGUCAUCCUUAUGUCAAAGUUGCUCGAACAACUAACUAUUCUUUGAAUUCUUCAGAUGUUUGCCUUGGAUUUUAUCAAAAAUUACUUUACCUAAGAGUGCAUAAUAUGAAUCAAUCAACCAUACAAGAAAUAGAAUUCUUUGAUAAAGAUACCUUUAAAAAAUUAGGAUGUGUACAAAUAGAUGCUUCUGUUACAUUAGACUUAUCUCGUAAACCUGUUUUCAAUGAUAAAGACAAAUUAUGCUUUUUAGAAUAUUCAGUUAAUAACUAUGUAGUAAAAAGUAUAGAUCCUAGCUCUGGAAAACUUGUUAAUGAAGUCCCUUUGAUGCUGAGUCGUCGUAAUGUUAGAAUUUACGGUGUGUCAGAACUUUGGGAUUCUAUCACAGCUGAAAGUGCUAUUAACAACGCUACUGAUGAAGAGGUUGUUUCUGUUGCUUCUUUAAAAGAUAGUUUUAUAAUAUCUCUUAAAUCUGGAAAGGCAAUACAAUGGUUGAAAAAUGAUGGACAAAAUACAAUAAACUGUUACAGUUCUUUGUGGUCUGAGCUUACUCUACCUAAUUUAUGUAAAAUCGUAAAAGUAUCUGCUGGGCAUGAUGGAUUACAUUGUGUAAUACUAAGUGAUAUGGGUUCGGCAUAUUUUUUGGGUAUAUCUAGGCGUGGAGAAGAUGGUGAUCAAGGGCGAUAUAAAAAGCAACCCAGGAUAAAUAAACCUAAAAAAAUAACUAAAUUAGAUGGUCAAUUUAUAAUUGAUGUGGCAUGUAACAAUGGGACUACAGCACUUGUAACUAAAGAUGGGUUAUUAUAUAUGUUUGGAAAAGAUGUAGUUUACUGUGAUCAGAAUACUGGUCUUGUAAGAGAUUUGAAAAAUGCUAAAAUUGUUCAAAUAGCAUUAGGUAAAGCUCAUGCGAUAGCUUUAAGUGUUAAAGGACAUGUUUACAGUUUUGGAAUUAAUAAUAAAGGACAGUGUGGAAGAGAAAUGUGUGGUUCACAAAUUAGUAAAUAUAAUUAUCCUAAUAAAUCCAAUAUUGAACCAGAAGAACAGAUAAACAAUUAUAAUGGUCAAAGUAGUAUGAAUGAUGAUAAAUUUAAUGGAGAUAUAUGUGAACCAGGAAAACAUAUUUGGAAACAUGAAGUUUGUAUGAUUUGCACUGUGUGUAGAGAAUGUACAGGAUAUAGCAUCAGUUGUUUAAGUAGCAUACGGUCAAAUCGAAAACCUGGCCAUGAAUGUGGCUGUGGAGAGGGUGAUUCUGGAUGCUCCAUUUGUGGUUGUUGCCGUGUAUGCGCUCAUGAAGUGGAAGAUAAUUCAGAACUUGCGAUACUGGGACCAAAUGGUACUGGAGAUAUAGCAGGAAUGAUGAGACUUGAUUUAAUUUUUGGUAUUGGAGUAAAAACUCAACAAGAAGCAAAAUUAGGAGAUCACCUAAAAACACAUUUGAAUAAAAGAGAGCAGGAACAGAAUUUUCAUUUACUUCAAAAUGAUUCUGUAAAAGAAUAUGAUUCUAAUAUUGGUAUUCAGUCAGCUAAUAAUACUAAUAUCCGUUUUCAAGGCCAAAACAGUCUUGUACCCAGAAACUUUAUGGAUGAUACUAUUAGUAAUCCUGGUAGUGAUGUUGAACGAGAUAGUACUAGAGUAACAUCCUUACCUCCAGCUCGUAUAUUCUUACCUUCAGACUGCCCAGUUGUUCAAAUAACUUGUGGCCUUCAUCAUACAGUUUUAUUACUAAAUAAUGGUGAAAUUAUUACUUUUGGGAGUAAUUCAAAUGGACAACUUGGGUGCAGUUUAACUAUUAGUAAAAAAGGUCCAACUAUAUUAAAAAUACCACGUUUAAAAUAUCCUAUUAUAUGUGCAUCUGCGGGCAGUAAUCACACUGCAUUAGUAUCAAAGGAUGGAAAACUUUACACUUUUGGGAGUUACCUAAAAAGUCAACUGGGUCGUGAUAGUGGAUGUAAUCAUGUACCCUUAAGUGUGGAUGAUAUAAAUCCUCCUCAUACAAGAAAAGCAAAACAAGUAAUGUGUUGUGGUGAUCAGACUAUUGUAAAAGUUGAUGAAGCUCUAAUAAACAGCAAAAUAUUAUCUAUUGUUGCUAACAAUGAUACAAUUUUGGUGAUGACAACAAAUAAAUGCCUGGCUAUCAAUAAGCAAGAUGGUACAUGCAAUAGUCAUUCGGGAAAUAAUCAAGUACAAUUUAAUGAAAAUAACAAUGGAAUUUGGUGUUUUGAUACAUUAUAUAAUAAUUUAUGGCAUUUAAAUGAGUCUAACGAAAAAGCUACUGUAACAUGUUACAAUGUUAAUAAUUUAAGCAAAAAGUACUGUAAUAGUUGUACUUCAUUAAGUUAUGAAUUGGCAUUACCUCCAACUGCUGGAAUAUCCAUUUCUAGAAUUCAACUUUUAAUUAAUUUAUUAACAUGUAUGGAUAUAUUAGGGCAAAAUUCAUGUAUGUUUUCUAAUGGCAUGUCAUCAUCACAAUAUAACACAUCAAAUAUAACAACUGUAAAUGAAUCAAAGAAAGAUUACUCGCACAUAAAUAGAUUUGCAAGCCUAGGUGGAGGUUGGGGUUACUCUGGUCAUUCAGUUGAGGCUAUUCGUUUCUCCGUUGAUUGCAAUAUACUAUUGGUUGGAUUUGGUUUGUUUGGAGGAAGGGGUGAAUACACAGUAAAACUAAAGUUGUAUGAUAUUGGUUUGGAUGGUGGUGAUCAGGAAUCAGAAGGCGAGUUGAUGACAGAAACUGAUGAGCUUACCUAUGAAUGUGCUCCUAGACAAAAACAUCCAGUAAUAUUUGAUGAACCUGUAGUCCUUUAUGCAAACCGUUGGUAUGUAGCUUGUGCAAGAAUUAAUGGACCAUCAAGUGACUGUGGCUCUAGUGGCAUGUGUAGCAUUACUAGUGAUGAACAAAUAACCUUCACAUUUAAAUCCUCUCGUAAAUCAAACAAUGGAACUGAUAUAAAUGCCGGUCAAAUACCAGAAAUUUUAUAUAGAACUAUUAUUCCUGAUUCAUUGUCAAUAUCAACUAUUCAUACAGCAAAUAGUGAUACUCAUAUGUUGAGUGAAUUUUUUUCACGCAAUGUUAACAAGGAAUGUUUUAAUUCUUUAAUAAAGUUAUUACAAUGGUCUUGGACAACAAUAAUUCAAAUCAUAUCAGAAAUAUGUCUUCCAUACAAUCAGCAAACAUAUUUUGGAAAUAUGACAAAAACGGACCUUACAGCUCUAUGUGAACUUAAACGCUUGACUUAUAUAAGUCAAGCGUGUUUUCAUUUAUUAAAGUCUUACAUUUAUGAAAUAUACCCUGAUCAAGUUGACAAAAUUAAAUUAGUUGAAAAUGAAUUGCUGGCUGAAAGUAUUGUAGAAGUACGACAAUUAUUACAAAAUAUUUUAUCAGAUACUCGUCCAAAUGAAAUAUUAAAAACUGAACGAAUAUUUUUGGAAAAUAAAGGUAAUGACGUCAUAAAAAUGAUGAGAUCUAUGAAAUGUCUAAAUCAAAUUUUAGAUGAAUGUCAUGUUACAUUUGUAUCAUUAUAUCAUGCGUUUUACCCGACUCCACGUUUAAAGUUGAAUUCUCUUUGGGAACACUUAAAUAGAAAACAGAAUUUUCAUAGGAAUAAACUUCUUACUGCAAUAGUGGCCGCACUUUGCACAACAACGUUCCGACUUCGAGAAUUAAUACCUAUAUUAAAGUCAAUCAGUUCAAAUGAAAAUUCUGAUAUAUCAGAUAAUUUAGAUUAUCAACACUAUUACCCGAUUUUAGUCAAUGCAGCUACAAUUACGCUUAAACAUAAUUUUAAAAAUGAACCAAACUGGGACGUUUUACUCUCUCAACUUCUCGAAAUAGUAGUUACACCAGUUCGAAAUUCCAUAUUAAAUGGUAAAAAACCAGAAAAUGAUAUGAAAAUGCUUGCAGCUAAUUGUUCGCAUUUAGUUGCUAGAGUUGUCGCCGAACUGUCAUCUCAAGCUAUACUACCAGAGGAUGGGAUGGAAAUAGCUAACGAAAGGGAAAUACUUUUGACUACACCUUCAAGAUUCGCCAAAAUUAACCAAACCAAAACUUGGAAUGCUGGUAAUGGAUCACCUGAUGCUAUUUGCUUUUGGGUAGAUCGUUCUGAUAUAGCAAUAGCGGGUUGUGGAGUUUUUGGUGGCGUUGGUACAUAUGAAUAUGAACUUGAAUUGCUUACUGAAAAAAAUCAAUUGGAGUUUGAUGAACCUCAUGGAAAUCGAUGGAAAAGUUUAAUUGUAACGCGAGGAUCUUUUGGACCUGAUGAUAGUGCAAUAAAUUAUGUUGUAGAUGUGAAAUUCGAUUAUCCGAUAAGAAUAAAAGAAAGAGUUAAGUAUGCCAUUCGUUUGAGAAAUUAUGGAGGUCGAACAAAUAAUGGCGACAUGGGAUUGAGUUGUGUCAAAGGACAAGAUAACACCCAGUUUUCUUUCAACACAUGUUCCUUAAGUUUGAAUGGAACUACUCAGUCUCGCGGUCAAAUUCCUUACAUCUUAUAUUAUAGUAAUAACCACGAUAAGAAUUGCGAUUAUGAAAAGAAAAUUUGUAAUAAACUAAAAAUUCGAAAAAAUACUUUAGGUAUACUGACUACUAUCGUAAAAAAGUUAUUAGAGCUAUUGAAUAUCGGAAGUGUAAAAAUAAAAAAAGAUCAUCUUGUAUAUAAAUACUUAGGAGAAUCAGCGAUGGUAAAUAUUCUUUUACCUCUAGUGUUAGCACACAUUGGACCAUUAACUUCAUUUUCAAAAGAUGCCAAGAGCGCUAUCCACGUUUUAGAUCUAAUUAGAGAGUUGUUACCAGCUGUGACAUCUCUAAAUUUAUUUGCCGCUGACAAGUUAGACGUCUUGCAUAAAGAUUUGUACGAUAAAUUAGACAACAGUCCAAAACAAAUAAUAAAGUCAAAACAACAGACAAGCGAAAUCAAGGAUCUUAAAGGCAUGACUACUUCUCAUCAUUAUGCUUGGGUAGAAAGCAAUCAUCCUUACAAAGCCGCCACCGUAUCGAAUUACAAAGUAAAAUUUCCAAAUGAGGUCAAGUGGUUAUGUUUGGAGUUUGAUCCACGUAGUUGUACGGCUCAGAUAGAAGACUAUUUACAACUUUACAUUCCCAACUAUAGAGACAUUAAUACAGAUGACGACAACAAAAGAGUGGGAACUACACCGUACAUACCGGUGUUAAAAAAAUUCAGUAAUGAUCCCUUAGAAUGGCCUUUCGCUGCUAUUAUGUUGCCUGGAAACGAGGUAAUGUUUUCUAUGGAAACGGCUUCAGACUACAUGAAAAAUGAUAAGGCUUCUCGAUACGGAUUUCGAUGUCUAGUGAUUGGAUACGAAGCCGAAAAGUUGAGUAAAUCCCAAACGAUUUGCUAUGGUCUGUUUCAUCUAGAAACCGAACUUUCAUUUCUUGGUGGUAUGUGCGUAUCGACUUUAUUGAAAUGCGACAUCACUCUACCUAUCGACCAACAACAAGAACUUCGUUCAGAAUCAAAAUCGGCAGCUGACCAAGUGUUCGCUAAGCAUUCAAGUUUAUUAAAAAAAGGAUUUGCAUUUGCACCAAUAACCGACAUUCAAAAAGUUCUGAAAGAUGUACUACCCUUAAGUGUUGAUGGAAAUGAGAAUAGAUUUUUAAGAGAGUUUGUGAAUUGUACGCCUCAUUCAGCCGGUUGCAGAUUAGCUAGAUGGUUACAACCAGAAUCUGUGGUUGAACCAAACUCUUGUGAAGUGACCCUUUCUACUGCCGAAGUUCGAUGUGGUUGGCCAGCUAAGUUCACUGUACGGACUCGUGAUCAAUAUGGUAACCUUGUACAUUCUGUUGGAUCAAAGGUUGAACUAAUUGCUCAAUCAAACUUCAAAGCUAAGAUAAAUCCUUAUUCAGAAAGAUGUUUGACUGUAAUAGACGACAAGUACUUUGGGGGAAAUCCCAUACCAAAAACCCAUAUUCCGUAUGAAACUGUUAUUAAAGAUAAAUUUAGAUAUCAAGCCAUUACUUUCAUGAAACAAUAUGAAAACUAUUCAUUUGAAGAGCUUCGUAUAGCCUCUCCGUCAAUAAAAGGCGAUUCUGAAAAGUUACUUAUGCAAUCUAAAGGAAACGGGACCUAUACUGUUUAUUGGACUCCUAUGACUAUUGGUUAUUAUGAUGUAAAAAUAGAAAUUGACGGCUAUCCACUAACGAAUAACGUCAAAAGCGUAGUUGUAAAAGAAGCUCCUUUUAAUGGUGUCAGAACUGCUGAACAAGGCCAAGAAUCUAUAACUCCAGUUACCAAACUUCUACAACACGUUGGAAGGUAUAGUGCAGGACUCAGGAUUAGAACUCAUCCUUCUCUGCAAUCAGAAAAAAUAGGAAUAAUACCUGUUAAAGGUAUUAUUGGAUAUACAGACGAAGUAAGCAAUGAUGAUGGCGAUUGGGUAUUAUUGAAUUCGGAUACAGUACAAAGAUAUUGUCAUCAAACUCUUCCUUGUAUUGAAGCAUGGACAAUGAAAACAUGUAGAUACUUGAAUGGUGAAAAAUUUUUGGUAUCAGUCAAUGAUAAAUGUAACGGAGAUAAAAGUAUAAAUGAAAAAUUAACAUCAACUUCUGUAGUACUUCUUAAAGCGAUUAAAGAUGUACCAAAAAUAUUAAAAGAUCAUUUUUUCCCUACAAACUAUAAAGUAGUAAUGUGUGGAGCUUCUGGUCAUAACAUAAGGAAUCAACCGACAUUUAAAGCUGUACCGGUUGGAAUACUUGUUCAAGGCAAUGUGAUAACAGCUGUAGAUAAAGUAACCAACAAUGAAGGCUUAUGGAUAAAAUUAUCUGACGAUUCUGUUACCACUCAUUGUGGAGUAUCUUGCACUUCUGCCUGGUCAUUAGCAGCUGAUAAUUCUUGUGCCAUCUAUUUGAAACCUGAAUAUGAACUGAAUAACAGCAUAAACGAUGCCAGUGUUUUAAGGCUGAUAGAUAACGAGAUAAAUGAUUUCAGUAUCAUUAAUAAAACAAACUAUAAUACUAAGCCGCCAAGUUUUGAUACUAGUUCAUAUGUUAUUGAACAUAUUAACAUAGAUGACAAUGAAAUAAAAAUUGAAAAACAACAACAAAAAUUCUCUCCUAAACGUAAAAAAACAANUGACAAUGAAAUAAAAAUUGAAAAACAACAACAAAAAUUCUCUCCUAAACGUAAAAAAACAAUUGAAGGACUAAAUGCUAAUCCUUUGCCUAUACCAUAUCAUCGAUCAAGAGCUGAAUGUCGUCUAAGUAAUGGUAAUAUGGUAAUGAUUCCACCAAACUCGCCACGUAGGACAGCGAAACAUACAACAGAGAAAACUAAACAUUACAAAAACUCAAGUAUUUCUAAGAACGAUAUUUCAUACUCUAGAAGAGUAUACCAUCAAUCUUUGUCAGUAUCUAGUGAUACAACUGCACCACCAACUACUAGCUCAUCAUCAGUUGAUACUCACUUAACUUCAAGUUUAUCUACUUCCAUGGAAAGUUCCACAGAAAUUCCAGGAUGUCGAUCUAAAGAUGAACCGUUUACCAGUGUAGCGCAAGCAGCUACACAAACGACUCCAGAGAGUGAGCGAAUAAGUUUAAUAGGCAGUAUCAAAACUAAAAAUAGACCAUCACAUAAAAGUUGGUCGAGUUCAAAAAAUGUAACCUCAACUGAUUCUCCUGAUUUGUGUGAUUCUAAAGAUGGUAUAGCUGAUUUAACUACUCAAGAGUAUGAACAAUCCGUCAAAGAGGCGCUCAGUCCUUCGAUGGCAGAAAGCUUAAGAGCUGUGUUUGCUGCUUUCUUGUGGCAUGAAGGCAUAGUACAUGAUGCAAUGACAUGUGCUUCUUUCCUUAAAUUCUAUCCUAGCCUACCAAAAAAUGGCGCAGUUAUCACUAAAAGAACCACUGAAAAUCGCAGCAAAAAAGACCGAAGUCAGUUGAGACAUUCUGUAGAAGUAACUACGGGUGUUGGAAGCUAUCAACAUAUUCGCCCUAAUGAUCAAAAUCGUUCAAAGUGUGGCACGACAUUACCAGUAGAAGGAACUAUUACUGAAGAAAGUAUGACAAGUUCAGGAAACUCUGAAACUGAAAAUCUUCAUCAAACUACAACUGUGAACACUUCAAAUGAAGAAUCUACCAUUACUUUUUUGCCACCUGCUCUAAGUUGUAUGGUUCGCCUCUGGGACGAAAUAACAUUGGGUGUACUUCAGAUGAUAAAGUCAAACUCAAAUUUAGCCAUAAAUGGCGUUAAAGAGAAUAUGUCAAUGACGGCAGAACGAGACCAAAAUGAACGUAUCGCACGACAAGUAGAAUCUAAUCACAAAGAACCAGUUCCAUGUGAACUAUGUGCUGGCGAAUCUUUCGUCACACCAAUCGUUUAUCAUAUGGGUAACGCUCAUCCCGGUUGUGGAUUAAACUGUGGUGGGCGUGGAUACACUAAUGCUGGGACUUACUGCUCAGGUUGGGCAGGAGCAUGCGGUGACGGCGGUGUUGAUGGAUCACCGUGGUAUUUGUUGUGUGAGAAAUGUAGAGACAAUUACUUAUUAAAAAUGAAGCCACCUGUAAGGCGUCGAAAAAUCGCUAUUCGUAAUUAUGGCGACCAUAAAAUACAGGCGCAAAAUGGUUCCGACUGGGAAGAGACCGCUAAUGAAAUGCAUAUUAUUCUCAAAGAAAAUUCUAUGUUCCUUUUGGAUUUAGCUAGUAAAAGUAUUAGUCAACCUAAUUGUGACGAUACACACUUGAUCUCUAGUUUAUGGACCGUUGGGGAUUUCAAAUGUCUCAGUACUCUAGGAAUUCUCGCCAAACAGAAUGAAUGCGAUGAAUCUAUUUUAUUUCAAUUACAAAAUCGCUCAUCUUUGGAUGGAACAUCGGAUCAAAAUACAGCUGAUGUAGUGACCAGUCGUAGUUUUCAUAGGUCGGCAUCUAUGGACAUUGAAGGUUUACCUAUGAGUCGACAAGAUGCGAUCAACCGUCGAAAACGUAUAAAUAGCACCUUCAAUACGGAUAAUGGUUUAUCACUUAUGUGUGUACCCUCCGCUGCUCUACAAGCCCUUGUUCCAAAUAUCAAUCAAGCUUCUUUAGUUGAUUAUUCAAGUGAACCAAAUGAAAAUAUAGAUGUCGACAUUUUAAAACGACCUGUAAUUAAUUUUAUUAUUGAAAAACACAACUUAUCAGAUUUAAAAUGGUCGAUGAAACAAGCUGUAAAAAAAGCGGCAUGUCGAAGCUAUGCGUUACAAGCACUGAAUUGGUUACUUCAUGAAGUUUUUCAAUAUUCGUGCAUACACGAUUUAUUAUGGUGGUUCGUAAUAGCUUUAUCAGCUGAAGUAAGGACAAUUGAUGGUGAUUCGACAGAACCUAGGUGUAGACAUCCAUUAAGCGACUUGUACUUGGCUGGAGAUUCUGUGAAACCUUUACCCAAAGUUUUUUAUACUUUCUUACAAACUGUUUCUGAUCUUAUGUUAUAUUUACCACCUGGUUCGGCUAUUCAAAUGAUGGCUGUCCGAUGCUGGGACAUAAGUUUCACUCCUGCCGACCAUAUGUUUUUGCACAGGAGUAAAGUAUUCAGUAACAUAAGUAAAAUAUUGUCACAUAGUGAAGAACAUCAAGAAGUUUGUGAGGAUCCAUCAGAAUGCGAAAGAGGUAUUGUUUCUUCGUUAAAAGAUUUAACUGACACUAUAGAAAUCACAGCAUCGAGUCGACCUGCAAUGAUAGCAAACUUAAUAGAUCAAUCCACAGAAACAUUUUGGGAGUCUAGUGAUGAUGAUAAAAGCAAGUUCAAAACUAUCACCAUACAUUGCACUCAACCAUGUGAGAAUCCCAAAGCUGUUUAUGUGCAUAUCGAUAACUGCCGCGAUCUUAAUAAUAAAGUUUCAAUGAUCGUAUUUUCUUGUGGACUAUCGGUUGAACAACUUAAUAAAAUAAAAACAAUUGAAGUUGAAAACAGAUUCAGUGGUUGGUUAGGGACAUUUAUUCAUGAUGAAUUUCAAAAAGUUAUUUGCAUUGAAGUGCGAGGUGCUGACUCAUCAGUAAGAUUAAGACAUAUAAAAGUUUUGGGAUCAAUGCCCGGAGAGCCUUUAACGUAUAGGCGUCAAUAUAGUUACUCAACAAUUCAACAUCGGUUGUGUGAAAAUGAAACCUUAAAAGUCUUCCGGUCGAUUACAUUCCAAGUGUUUGGUAAAUUAAUACAAGGUGAACAACCAACAAUGGAUUCGAGUGUUGAAGAAAGUAAAGAUUUAAAAGAACAUAUGGUCGGUAUUCUGUUCAGUCAAAAUAAAUUAACUCAUUUACAAAAACAAGUAUGUACUCAUAUAGUUGAAACUAUAAAAAAAGAAGCCAUUGCUAUGCGAGAAGACUGGGAAAAUUCUGUAUGUAAAAAAGAUACUUCUUCCAAUAACGGAACCUUAACUCCAACCGACUCUUACUGUUUCGAAAUGUUGUCGAUGGUCUCGGCCCUUAGUGGAAGUAAUGUUGGUAGAACUUAUUUAGCCAAUCAGCAUGAUUUACUGUCAAAUUUAUUGAGUUUAUUACACACUGGUAGUGCUCGAGUUCAAAGACAAGUGACCUUAUUAUUAAAACGAGUAUUGCCAGAAGUAUCGCCUUAUGUAUUAGCCUCAUUAACUGAUGCUAGAUUGCCAUCAACCGAAUUUUCAAUCGCUAGUCCACCUUUAGAAUGCCAUAGAGUCGGACUUCUUGAUAAUUUCUUAAGUGUAAUUGCAAAGUCUCUUACAUUACAAGUUAAAAUCAAAGGUAUUAGUGGUAGUAAAGUUGUCAAUUCACUAAAACUUAAUGAUAUUGACUUGGACGAAGAUGGUUCACGUUGGUACCUAAAAGGUGUUUCAUCGAAAAAAUUAGCUGAUGACAUUAUACAAAUAUUAUUGGAUAUGUCUAAUGGAAAAUUUUGUAGAAAUGAAAAUUGGAAAGAUGUAACGAGGGCAGCAGUUGCAGAGAACAUACUUAACCUAACUAGACUUAGCAAAGAAUAUAGAUCAAUGGAUAGUUGCAUAAGAAAUCCAGUUUUGUGGUUAGCAUUAGCUUCUCACUGUGUUUUACAUCCGGAACAUGCUGAAAGACUUUCAUCAGGGCAAUGGCUAAAACCUGAAAAUUCAUUACCUACUCCACCCAGGCCAUUAUGUACAAACCACGACGAUGGUGAAACACCAGCUGCUGUACAAUGUCUUAAUUGUGGAAACUUGUGUGUUGAUUGUGAUAGAAUUUUACAUUUAAACAGAAAAACUAAAUAUCAUCAAAGACAAGUGUGUAAAGAAGAAGAAGAAGCAAUAAAAGUUGACUUGCAUGAAGGGUGUGGUCGAACAAAACUCUUUUGGUUAUUAGCACUUGCUGACAAAGCUACUCUACAAGCAUUAGUUGAGUUUAGGGAUACUACUUCUAAUUCAACGGAUUUAUCAGUACCAGUUACUAGAGUUAAUGUUCAAACAGCAAGAAUAGGAAUAUGUCGGUUCUGUGGUAUGAUGAGUAACGACGGUCUCCUAGCAAUAGGAAACGUAUGCGCGAAUGAUGAAUGUCAGCUUCAUGCUCAGAAUGCAUGCCAAAAAGUACUUAGAUGUGGCCAUUUAUGUGGUGGAAUCAAAAGUGAAAUUGAAUGUUUACCUUGUUUACAUGGCUGCACAAAUACUGAAAAUGUAUGUCUCAAACAAGAUGCUGAAGACAUGUGCAUGAUUUGUUUUACGGAUGCUUUGUCAGCAGCACCGUCUGUUCAGCUCAUUUGCGGUCACGUGUUUCACUAUCAAUGCUGUAAGAAAGUUUUAAUCAAUAAAUGGACUGGUCCACGAAUUACUUUUGGAUUUCAACAGUGUCCCAUAUGCAAACAUCCUAUUGAGCAUUCAAGUUUAUCGGAAAUAUUAGCUCCAAUACGUGAUUUGAUGGCUGAUGUUAAAAGAAAAGCUUUGAUGCGAUUGGAGUACGAAGGAGAUUGCGCUAUAAAAGGUGAUCAAGCUGCUUCAUACGGUAUGGAAAAAUAUGCUUACUACGUAUGCCAUAAAUGUAAAAAGGCAUAUUAUGGAGGCGAAGCUCGUUGUGAGGCUGAUGUUAACGUUGGAACAGAAUAUGAUCCAACUGAAUUAGUAUGUGGUGGUUGCAGUGACGUGGCUCAAGCUCAGAUGUGUCCUAAACAUGGCACUGAUCUUCUUGAGUAUAAAUGUAGAUAUUGUUGUUCUGUUGCCGUCUUUUUUUGUUUUGGAACAACUCAUUUUUGCAACGCAUGCCAUGAUGACUUUCAAAGAGUCACGAAUCUAUUACCUAGUGAAUUACCACCAUGUCCUGCCGGGCCUAGAGCAACACCUUUAAAUGUUGAUGAAUGUCCACUACACAUAAAACAUCCUCCGACAGGCGAAGAGUUUGCAUUGGGGUGUGGUGUAUGCCGAAAUGCUCAUACGUUUUAAAAAAAACAUUUAUUCAUUAUAAAUAGAAAAAUUAUUUAUCGUAGUUAGCUAUAAUGUUAUGUUAAUAGCGGUUUUAAUUUGAAAUACUUAAAUGUGUACCAAUUUAAUAUACAGUGUUUAACAUAAGUAUCAAUUUGAGAACGCGUUUUAAAUUUUAAAUGCUUCAUUAUUCAUUAACUAAUCAAUUUUCAUUAACUGUAUUUUCAAGUUCCAAAUCAAAUUAUGGAAAAAAUUGUUAUUAUUAAUUUUAUGUUAAAAUGCUUUUUUUUUUACCAUAUGAAUCUCAUAUUCUAGUCAUUGUUUGUUACGUUUUUUAAUUGCUUGUGUUCAAUUUUUUAUUGUUUAGAAUUUUGUAAGAAUAUGUAUUGAUAUUUCAAUUGUUUAGUAUUUUUAAACGUAUUACUUAUUAUUCGUCGGAUUGCAAUUAUUAUUAUAUUAAUAAUUAUUUACUAUCUAGGUACGUCUCUAAAAUGAUUAGUAAAAUCUGGUGAUAUUAAGCAAUAUUUUAAAUUAUUCUUACUUAAGUAUUUAAAGUAUUUGUAAUCAUCCACAAACAGUUUUUUUUUAAUUCAUUUUUUUUUGUUCUGUAGUAAGACUAUAGAUUAAUGAGAUCUCAUUAGAGGUACCACUUUUUAUUUUAACCAAAUAUUUGGUAUACUUUAAAUUAUUUUAGACACUUAUGUUUUUUUAUUCAAUUUAGAUUUGACAAAAAAAAAUUGUGGAUUUUAAUAUAAAAAUUGUUUUUAUUUACAAAUGUUGAAUUGAAUAAAAUAUUGUAAGCUAAAAAUUAUUUUAUACUGUAAAA
Messenger RNA from Daktulosphaira vitifoliae (grape phylloxera), 14230 nucleotides. Its product is annotated as E3 ubiquitin-protein ligase MYCBP2-like. Lineage: Eukaryota; Metazoa; Arthropoda; Insecta; Hemiptera; Phylloxeridae. The record is from RefSeq and is a predicted model, not a curated record. The coding region runs from base 172 to 13425 and encodes 4417 amino acids. The transcript has 67 exons. Gene Ontology annotation, cellular component: nucleus.